Messenger RNA from Sphaeroforma arctica JP610, 3248 nucleotides. RefSeq lists its product as hypothetical. The record is from RefSeq and is a predicted model, not a curated record. NCBI's taxonomy places the organism in Eukaryota, Ichthyosporea, Ichthyophonida. The transcript is spliced from 2 exons. The annotation marks the transcript as partial.
AUGUCUACCCAGACCGGCUCCAAGUGGUUCGGUGGAACAACCCAUCUGUUCAACCUCCUCAAGGAACCCCUCGUGGCUGCCCUCACCCAGCGCGUCGUCAUGUUUGACAACAAGCCCUGUGUCGACGCCUACGUCUCCGCCGUGACCGAGGUCGCCAACGCCGACCCCGAGCUCCACCGCAUCAAGCACGUCGGCACCAUCGAGUACUACCUGGACGCUGACAAGAAGGCCGUCCUGACCGGCGGCGGCCACCGCUACCACGUCACCUUUUGCAUGGCCAUUGUGCUCCGCUACCUGGCCAUGGAGGUUUUCACCCUGUACGUCGCCGCCACCGGCGGCAAGCCCUCGUCCACCGCCAACCGCCUGCUCACCCUCGUCCACCAGCUUGCCGCCUGCUUUGUGCAGGUCAACGACGAGACCGGGACCAGCACCAUGAACUACAAAUCCAACAUUGCCGGCCACCAGAAGUUCAUGUCCGCCCUGGCCUAUUUGACAUCCCCUCUGUCGUCGGACUCCACCCACGGCCGGGGCUUCAUGGUCAAGUACUGCAACGCGUUCGCCGGCCUCUUUGACGACAAGCGCAUGGCCGGCUUCACCCACCCCGCCAUGGCCGGCUUCCGCCAGUACAGCAUCCCCAUCACCUCAAUGAUGGGCUCGCGCGCGGUGCAGGACAUCCUCGCUAUGGCCCGUGGACCCACCCCCGUCUGGGGGGCUGUCUGCGGCUCCGUGCAGCGCCUGGCCGAGGGCUGCGCCACCGCCAUCAAGGUCGAGACCCUGGAAAUGCACCGGAGCAGCAUCAUGGACUCGAACAAGUCGCUGUCGUCCAUGACCUCGAUGUGCCACAUCAACUCGGCCGUCAUGUCCCGCCUGGCCUGGCUGCCGGACUUUGCGCCUCUGUGCACCGAGCUGAACGGCUACUACGACGCCAUGAUGUCCGUGCUGCCGUUCCCGAUGAGCCCCAGCACCUCGCCCGUGGACGCCGCCCAGGUGCAGAUCCGCUACCUGCACCACUCGCUGUUCAAGAACCUGCUGGCCAAGCAGAUGGCCCUCAACCUGGAGGGGUGCACCUCGCUCGAGAACGCCAAGUCGUCCUACGCCAUGGCCGGGACCUAUGUACCGUCCAGCGACGUGGCCUGCGAGUUCCUGGCCCUGCGGUACUGCAGCUCGGGCAUGGCCGUCGAGUCCGUGAUGCGCGGCCGGCUGACGGAGAGCUUUGCCGCAGCGCACCUGUCCGAGACCGCCGCCUUGGUGGACCUCAACGCGGCGCUCCAUGACUUCCGCUCCGGGAACUACCCCGCGCUGGUGAUGCCGCUGCUGGCCAUGCUGGAGGCCUUCCACUUCCGCGUCAAGGGCACCCAGGACCGCCUGGUCGAGACGUACCGGUGCUUCGCCGCGGCCGAGAGCUGGGAGUACCUGCAGACCAUGGUCGAGUACGCCAAGCACCAGGGCAGCAAGGUCUUCAAUGACGGGGCGCUGAGCGACAACCUCGAGCUGGCCCGGGCGAGGAAGAUGAUUGACAACUUGCACUCAGCCUACGACUCAAUGCUCACUGUGGCGGGCGUCCCGCUCUAUGGCACUGGAUUGCGCGAGGUCAUGGUCUCAACACUGGUCCGGGUGGCGACCGAGGCCAGCCCAACAACCAUUUUUGCCUCCCGGGACCGGUUCAUGGAGAACAUCCGGGGCGGCAAGGGGGCCGUCCCCACACGCAAGCGCCGGGUGCUGCCGAGCGAGCUGGAGACGAUGUGCACGGAGCUGGCCUCGGAGGUGCGGCUGCUGAUGGCCGCGGACACGCUGCUGGCGCUGGGCGUCCCGAGGAGCAAGGACGGCAAGGUCGGCAAGGCCGGCAAGGAUGCCAUGCGGCGGGCCGCCCAGGUCGCAAACGAGCUCCGCCCCGAGGAGGAGCAGCUCGAGUACCCGACCUGGGAGAAGCCGACGGAGCCCGAGAAGAAUGCGCUGCUGGACUAUCUCGGCGAGCUCGUGGACCUGAUGCCUCGGGGCUGCUGGCGAGGCCGGGGCACGCCCUGCCGGGUGACGGGGUACGAGUUUCCUUCCGAGACGCUGUGCAUGCACAUUAUCAAGCGGGGCCGGGAUGAGCUGCUGCAGUUCAUGGGCAUAGGGGUCAAGCCGCUGACGGAGGGCCAGUACACAAACCUUGCUGCAUCGCUGAUGGCCACGGGAGUGCUGGGUCUCAAGGCGUCGACGCGGCCGCUGCAGAAUCUCUCUCUCCAGGCGCCCGGGUACCUGGUUGCACCGCAGCUGGGCUGGCCGACGCCGCUGCUGCGCAACAACCCGCAGGUGGAGGUGUGCAACGGCCUGGUCGACGGAGAGAUGGUCCCGCCGGGCCCGUUUGCGCUGCGAGACUACAAGGUCCCGUUUGCUGCCGUGGCGAGCUCGGUGCUGCUGCGCACCGAGAUGCGGGCGCCGGACGACAUCAAGGAGUACGUGCAGAUCCGGGCUCUGAAGCGGGAGGCCCGGGACCAGCCGUUCCGGCGGCACGCGGACAGGGCGCUCUCGUGCCUGCAGGGACAGGUGCGCAAUGAGCUCAAGCGACUGCUGGAGUCCGAGUACGGGCGGCUGUACUCGCCAACGGUGCCCGCUGGUGGCGCUGGUGGCGCUGACCGAGCUACGGCGCGCCCCGCGGCGGCAGCAGCUGCUGCCACUGCCACUGCCACUGCCACUGCCACUGCCACUGCCACUGCCGCUGCUGCAGCUGCUGUCGCCCCUUCUGUACCACGACCUAGUCGAGCAGACCGGUUUAGGCAGAUGCUGGACAAGAAGGCGAAAGAGAAGAGAGCGCAGAGGCCGGUGUUUGCACCCCCACCCGCGGGCUGCGGGGUGAUGCCGCCGUCCGACGACGAGUACGAGGAGCCUGCCGGCGGAUGGCCGCGCCUGGAAACGGGUGGCUACCAUGGCGAGGAGGAUGGCAUUGAGGAGGAGGAGGACGAUGGGUACUCUGAGGAGGACAUGGCUGGGGUGCCACUGACCUACUCGGACCCGGAUGGCGGAUAUUUGCCAGUGCCUGUGGACCGGACCAAUAUCAUCAAGAGACACCUGGACGACGAGGAUGACGGUGAGCGCAAGAAGCGCAGACGGGCUGACGAGAGGCCCAAGAAGCGAGCUUCAAAGGACCUGUCGAGACCGAAGAGGAGGGCUUCUGGGCGAUCUGGGGUCGCCGCUGAGGGGGCCAGGAAGUUUAGCACGGCUAAGGGCAAGGAGCCAGCCAAGGAGCCCAGGGCACCCAAGGACCC